This is a messenger RNA of Papilio xuthus (Asian swallowtail), 1300 nucleotides long. RefSeq names its product tRNA (cytosine(38)-C(5))-methyltransferase (gene Mt2). The transcript has 4 exons. The record is from RefSeq and is a predicted model, not a curated record. The coding region runs from base 277 to 1275 and encodes 332 amino acids. Gene Ontology annotation, molecular function: methyltransferase activity. Gene Ontology annotation, cellular component: nucleus. Lineage: Eukaryota; Metazoa; Arthropoda; Insecta; Lepidoptera; Papilionidae.
AAAAUGUAAGCCCAUAGAACACAAGUAAUACUACGUUUCUUCCAUAAUUUCUGCUAAUUACUAUUUUGUUUUGAAUGAAAACCUUUUGAAUUUCUUGAGAUAUUGUUUUUCACAUAGCAACUUCUAAUUUCUUCAAAUGUCACUGUCAUGUCGUUCAAAAAGAAACCGUCAAUGUCAACGAAGACGUGUUUAUUAUUUUAGAAAUUAGGAAAGUAAUAUAAUAUUGCAGUAUUGAACACUACAUUUGAUUGUUAAACUUGUGCAGAAUCUUUUAUUAUGAAGCACAGAAUUUUGGAACUAUACAGCGGUAUUGGGGGGAUGCAUUGUGCUUGGAAUGAAUCGAAACUAGAAGGAGAAAUAGUCGCAGCUGUCGAUAUAAACACAGUAGCAAAUCAAGUUUAUUUAUACAACUUUCCGAAAUCUAAUUUGAUGACGAGAAAUAUCCAAGCCUUAAGUCUCAAAGAAAUAAAUGAUAUGAAUGUUAAUACAAUACUAAUGUCACCUCCAUGCCAACCAUUUACUAGAAAUGGUAAAUAUUUAGAUGAAAACGACCCUCGAACUAAUUCGUUUUUAUAUUUAAUAAGCUUACUUGACAAGUUUGAUAAACUUCAAUACAUAUUAAUGGAAAAUGUAAAGGGUUUUGAGUGUUCAACAGUAAGAAACUUAUUUAUAGAUAAAUUGAAUCAAUGCCAAUUUGAAUACCAAGAGUUUCUCUUAUGUCCUUCCAAUGUUGGAGUCCCAAAUUCUAGGCUUAGAUAUUAUUGCAUAGCAAGAAAAACAACUUCAACAUGGGCUUUUAAAAGAAAAACUGAAAUAAUGAUGUCACUACCAAAAGCUUAUGGGGCACCAGAUUCUAUAGAAAGUAUUUUAGAAAAAGAUGUGUCAGAUAAAUAUCUUGUUAAAAAUAAUAUAUUGAAGCGUGGGAAUGUUCUAGACAUAAUUCAAAAGGAUUCAAAAAGAUCUUGUUGCUUUACCAAAGCUUAUACACAUUAUGCUGAAGGUACUGGCUCAAUAUAUACGGAAGCAAGUCCAGAAACUGUAGAUGAAUGUUUUGAGAGAGCUAAUAAAUUUGAAGUAGGUACUGAUAAUUUCAUAGAAACAUUAAAGGAACUAAAUUUAAGAUUUUUUACACCCAAAGAAGUGUUAUUAUUAAUGUCAUUUCCUUCAUCUUACAAGUUUCCUGAAACAAUAACUAUAAAGCAAUGUUACAGGCUACUUGGUAAUAGUAUUAAUGUGAAAGUAGUUAGUGAAUUGUUGAAAUUGUUAUUUGAUUAAAAUACAUUUAAGGAUAUUUGUUCAA